This is a messenger RNA of Bombyx mandarina (wild silkworm), 3007 nucleotides long. RefSeq names its product upstream transcription factor usf (gene Usf). Gene Ontology annotation, biological process: regulation of transcription by RNA polymerase II. The record is from RefSeq and is a predicted model, not a curated record. Lineage: Eukaryota; Metazoa; Arthropoda; Insecta; Lepidoptera; Bombycidae. Gene Ontology annotation, molecular function: DNA-binding transcription factor activity, RNA polymerase II-specific; RNA polymerase II cis-regulatory region sequence-specific DNA binding; protein dimerization activity.
UCACAUGACCCGUCUAUUUUGUUCCCGUGAUCAAAUCGUGGAAAUUCAAAAAUAAUUACGCACAAUGGCCAAAAUUAAAAUUGACGUUGAUGACAUACAUGAGAAUUCGCUCGAUAACAGUGCGGACAGUGAAUAUCUCGGUAUUGGUGAAGAAGGAGCUUUCGGUAGUACAGCGCCGAGACCACAGUUAGUACCGCAAUCGUUUUUGGAUACAAACGAAAAUACCACUGCUUAUCAUUUCAAAGACAUAUCUGGUACAGUAACAUAUAAAUUAAUAACAAUGACGGGUGAAGAAAAUGUUGCAAAUGCCUCACCGUCUCCUCCUCACAAUUUUCCUGAUGCAGAAUACUAUGUGAUAAGUAAUCCAGUUGAUGUCUUUGGACCAUCUGCUGCUGCAAAAAAGCCAAUCCGCAGGGAUCCACUGCAAGCCAAAGCUGUUAGUACUAAAAAGCGUGACGAUAAACGGAGAGCUACACACAAUGAGGUUGAGAGACGUCGUCGAGACAAAAUCAACAGCUGGAUCACGAAGUUAGCAGCAAUGGUGCCCAAUUCGGGAAUGCCAGACUCUGCCAGUAAGGGUGGUAUAUUGGCAAAGGCUUGUGAUCACAUUGCAGAUCUCACAGAAAAACAAAAAAGGUUAGAAAAACUGGAAUUAGAUAACAAGAAAUUAGUAUUCGAAAUAUUGAGGCUGAACCAAGAAUUGACUGAAGUGCGAAAAGAGAAUUCUUCAAUGAGAAACCAGCUCGCUGAUAACUGUGUGGUCAUUCCUAAAAAAUCAAAAGACCCAAAAUCAUAGUUCACGGUAAAGCUGUUAAUUAGUGUUUAGACUAUUGGACUGAAAUAAUUAGGUGCUGUAUGUCUAGAAUACCUAUGGAUGAUACAAAGUGGUCACAUCUGGGCAGUCAAAAUGUCAUGAGAGUGAAAUGAAUGUAUGACAAAUUUCCUUAUGAAAACUAUGUUCAUUGUACACAAAAUGUGUUCAAUAUUAUAAGAUUAGAAUUUUCUCCAUAUAAAACUUUGAUAAAUAAACGAUUAAGCACUAGUUAAAUACAAGAUAUGCAAUAUAAAAAUGUUCGUUAAAUAGCAUACAAUCAAUUUUACUGUCGAGGCAGUAGUGUCUUGUUUGAUUUGAAUUUAAGUGUAUUCAAUUUCAUAUACUUUAAUUAAUUAGAAUAAUUAAUUUUAUUUUAAUGUAGAAAUCAAUAAUAGUUACUAUACAUAAUCGAUUUAAAGCUAUUACUCGUAUAUUAUUCUUGAAUAUAUAAAAUUACCAAACAUCUGUGUUAACACAAAGCAUGUAUUUUAAUAUCAUGUGAUUUCCUGUAAAUAAAAAAAUAGCAAUACAGAGGUCCCUCGUAUGACAUUAAAAAACACGGUUUCGAUAUUAGACGAUACCGGAAUUGAGGUAUAAAGCUUUAAAUAACAUGAUUUAAAAAAUAUAUAUAUAUUGGAAAUUGGAAUUUUCCUUUAAAUUACGUUCAAUAAGGAAAGUCUUUAACUUUAUUGCUACCAAAAAAUCGUUUAGUUCAUUUUGAGAUGGCCAGUAUGUCUUUAGAAAUGAAAUUGAUAAAGUUUUCGCUUGGUUUGUUUUUUAACAUUUUCGAAAGUAAAGUGAAAUGUGAAAAACAGUACAUACAUUAAUUUUAUUAAAAGUUUAUAAGUGCAUAAUAAUUUUGAUUUGUGAUAUUUAAAAAAUGACUUCAUAAAGUUUAAAAUCUAAUUUUGGAUCUUAAAUGUAGAUUAUGUUUGACAAUAUCAAUAAGCAAUUUAGAAUCAAUUCACUCGAAAGAAAAAAAAUGAAUUUUAGAUUGUAUAAAUUGCUGAUUAAAGUCGAAAUCAUUAAAUUUAAUCGAGGCUACUAUGCAUCAUAAAAAUUUACACCUUCAAGACGAGGUUUUGAUAUAAUGCGGUACGCAUUGCUUUUAUUUAAAUUUCAAGGUUUCGUAUAACAGGGUUUCGACAUAACACAAGACAAGGCUUCGAUACUACAUGGCAUACCAUGUUUCAUAUAACACGGUUUCGGUAUAGAACAGUACGAAUUAAUCGUGUUAUACGAGGGACACUCCUGUAUUGUAAUUAAUAGGCCCGUCUUCAAUAACACUUUUUUUUUGUUAAAUGUACCUGGCGAUAUACGAAGAAAAUGUAUUCAAAAGGGCCACAGGUAAAAUCGGGGUCUUUUAACUAGUAUUUGUAUACGAAAUGAAGACUAAUUUUAGUUAUUUGUUUAUCAGUAGAGUACAAGCUUUAAAAAUCACUAUCCAACUCUUAUGACAGUCUAAAUAAAGUUCAGAAUUACUCACUCUCCCAAUUAUUUGUAGACAAGAGAUAAAACAAUUGUAUAACACAUAUUAAUUGUAAUUUAAAAAAUUGUAGGCCAUUGUUCAUUGAAUAUGUUGUAUUUAGUUAUAUAAUAAUUAAGUUUGUGUCUGUGAUUUAAUGAACAAGGCACUAAAGUUGUAUAGUUUGUAAUGUCCGGCUGUUUUAUAUGUUUAAAAUUAGGUAGUUCAUAAUAAUUAAAGUUAUAUUGUGUAAAUAAAACGUAUAUUAUCAAUCUUCACUAAUUUAUGGUGAAUUUUUUUUUUGUUAUCUGGCAAUACUGUCCAUCAUUUUUUCUUUUUUUGUAUCAUUUGAAAAAUAACGAUAUGGCUUAUUCAUUGCAUAAAAUGUAAUUUGAUACGAAUUUUGCAUCAGUUAACUUUACUGUGCAGUUGAGAAAUAAGCCCUGACAUUGUUAUUUAUUUAUAUUUAUAAACUCUUCCUUCUUAUAUAAUAUGUCAUUGUUUAAGUUUGGUUGCGUACCAUAAUUAUUUUAUUUAAAUUAUGACUAACGGAAAUUGCAUUUAAGUUAAUAAUAUUGAUUAAAAUCGAUACACGAAAUUGGGAUACGUUUUCUCAAUUAAUUAUGGUCGUUUCCAUUAAACCAUAACUGUACAGUGAUAAGUUUUUAUAUAUUUUUUAUAUUAUGUAAGUUCAGACCUAUUUGAAAUAAAAUAAGGUGUUGUUGAAA